CACAUUUGGGAAUAGUUUCAUUCACAGUAUUAAAGUGCGUUUGACAGCACCAAGUGGACAGUUGAGAUAACAAAGAAGCAAAUCAAACUGAAAUUUCAUAAUAAAUACAAAAAAAUGUUGCGGCUAGAAUUUGUGCUCUUGAUAAUCGUUGGUCUGUCGACCAUAAAUGCCACCACGGUGCAAGAAUGCAAAGAUAAACCCUUUCCAUUGAGUGUGCGUGUGGAGAACUGUGAAGAGCCGCCGUGUGUUGUCUACAAGGGCAGCAGCGCUGUCAUGGAGGUACACUUUUUGGGCAAUAAGAAUGACAUGAGGAACAUAACUGCCAAAACCACAGCUAAGGUAUUUGGCAUGAAUCUUCCUUAUGAACUGCCCGAAGAGGUAUCCGAUGUCUGCUCGAAUCUAAUGUACGGCGCCAUUUGUCCCAUCGAUAAGAACGAGGAUGUAACAUAUAAAUUCAACUUCUAUGUCGAGCCAUCGUUUCCCGAAAUAACAGCUGACGUCACUGUGACACUGAACGAUGAACAAAACGAACCGAUCACUUGUUUCAUCUGCAGUUGUAAACUGCGCAAGGGUACGACUACCCAACGCGAGGAAUUGGUGUUGGAUUGGCGUGUCCAAAACUAAAAGAGAGGAGGGCUUCCACACACCACGACUGUUGCUUCCAGACUGAUUUUGGCAUUCACGACUGGCUGAAUAAUAAACUCUUGACUUGCGAAAUGAUAA
Molecule: messenger RNA, 723 nt
Organism: Drosophila willistoni
Lineage: Eukaryota; Metazoa; Arthropoda; Insecta; Diptera; Drosophilidae
Gene: Npc2e
Product: mite group 2 allergen Lep d 2
Exons: 3
Coding region: 115-624 (169 amino acids)
Biological process (GO): sterol transport
Molecular function (GO): sterol binding
Source: RefSeq, a predicted model, not a curated record